GUAUGUUUGAUCAGGAUAAUUCAGGCGCAAUCGAGUUCAAUGAGUUCUUUGCCUUGUGGCAGUAUGUCACUGACUGGCAAAGAACAUUUAGAAGCUAUGAUCAGGACAACUCUGGAACCAUUGAUAGACAAGAAUUAAAAACAGCCCUUACAAACUUUGGUUACAGGUUGUCGGAGAGAAUGUACACCAUUCUCAUCACAAAAUUUGAUCGCAGUGGCCAGGGCUCCAUCAACUUUGAUGACUUUAUCCAGUGUUGCAUCAUACUACAGAUUCUGACGAAUUCCUUCAGAUUCCGUGAUUACACCAAGAGUGGUUGGAUAACAAUAGGAUAUGAAGAUUUUCUUUCUAUGGUGUUUAGCUUAAACAUGUCGAAAUAGUGAUUUUUGUCCCUCGCUUGAAACAUUUCAAACAACGUUGCGUGGGAACCUUACUUCUGUCUUGAGACAAAAGUGUUACAAAAAAUAAGAGACUGUAGAAAGUUACUCCGUUGUUCAAGAAUCUUCAUUGGCUUCCGGUAGAACAAAGAAUCAUCUUCAAAAUUGCACUCAUCACCUUCAAGGCUCUUCGUGGUGACGGUCCCCAGUAUAUCGUAGAUAUUCUCAAUCCCUACAACCCAGCUAGAACACUUAGAUCGUCCACUCAGAAUCUCCUUUACAAGCCUAGUUUCAUUUCAAAAGGCUACGGUGACCGUUCAUUUACGGUGUCGGCUCCAACAGUGUGAAACGUACUUCCAAACGAUAUCAGACUCUUCUUGCACGAACAUUUUUAAAAGUAAACUGAAAACGUGGCUUUUUAAACAAGCAUUUUUAAGUUGAAGU
Molecule: messenger RNA, 818 nt
Organism: Orbicella faveolata
Lineage: Eukaryota; Metazoa; Cnidaria; Anthozoa; Scleractinia; Merulinidae
Product: programmed cell death protein 6-like
Molecular function (GO): calcium ion binding
Source: RefSeq, a predicted model, not a curated record